CAUCCUGGAUUUGGGCCUCCCCUUGUCCCCUUCCUCCAUCUCAAUAAUUUCCUCUCCAGCCUUCGUCCCGACCGCUGUCCGCAUGGUGCUUAGGUCGGAACAUCCUAGGAGACUGAGAAGCCCGCUCUCUUCGUCCUCCCUACCCAUCGCUAUCAUAGCCUCCUAAGUCCUCACUUCUCCAUGGCUCCGCCGCAAACGCCCCGGCCGAAUCCCGGUUCCACAAUGUCCGAUCCUGCGUCGACAUCCAUCCCUGCACACGCCACGAACGGCGAGGCCCAUGCGCCCAACGACCACCACCACCACCCCCAACUUCCCUUAUCAGACUCCAAACCCGUGUCGGUUAACCGCAAGAAGCAAAAACGCAGACAAAAACAGGCCGCCCGCUUGGCUGCGGAGCGUCAGUUCGGAAACGGCCACAUCUCCGCGGACAUGUCUGAGCAGAACGGUCUGAGCCCUACCGCGCCAGCGUCUCAUGUAUCCGACGAGCACGACCUCGACGAACGCGCCAACGGCGAAACGUACUAUGAGGAAAUUCACGACGCGACACAUGAUCUGGACGACCACCCGCCGAGUCUGUCAAACGGGCAACCGGGACAACAAAAUGCCACGGCUCGAAAAUCUAAGAAGAAGAAAGGAAAGAAGAAUCGGGCCGGCUCGCAGACCAUGGGCGAUGAAAGUUCGACACCACUGUCCACUCCUUCUGUCUCCAUGUCACAGCAUCUGCCCCCGCCGUUACCGCCGCAUCUGCCUCAUACGCUUCUGAAGACGAGUAAGGACCGCAGCAUUUGGAACACCUCCACGCAAGAAGAGCGAGAGAACAUCAAGACGUUCUGGCUUGAGCUUGGGGAGGAGGAGCGACGCCAGCUCGUCAAGGUGGAGAAGGAUGCGGUCUUGAAAAAGAUGAAGGAGCAGCAGAAACACUCGUGCAGUUGUACCGUAUGUGGGAGGAAAAGGACGGCCAUCGAGGAGGAAUUGGAAGUACUAUACGACGCCUAUUACGAGGAGUUGGAACAGUACGCCAACAACAACCAAGGCUCGUUCGAGAAGGGCCCGCCCAUGGUCCCGCCUCCACGUCUAUACCACCCACCUCUACGAUCACCCGGUCAACAUACACGGACGCAAGGCCAAUUUCAUCCCUCUCGAGGCCGAAUUCAUGAGUUGCCGGAAGACGACGAGGAUCUGGAGGAGGACUACGAUGAAGAUGAUGAGGAUGACGAGCCGUACAGCGACGACGAUUACGAAGACGAAGAGACUCGUGCAGCCCGCGCGGAUUUCUUCGCCUUUGGGAAUAGUCUAACUGUGAAAGAUGGCAUCCUUACAGUCGCGGACGAUCUGUUAAAGAACGACGGGAAACAUUUCAUCGACAUGAUGGAGCAAUUAGCUGAGCGCCGAAUGCAACGUGAAGAGGAUACCCAGUACGGCAUAGCAGCAGCACACCAAUCCCUCCAUGGCGGCCACAACCACGGUCCUCUAGAUGACGACGAUUAUGACGAGGAAGAGGACGAGGACUACGAUAGUCAGGAAGAUGAAGAUUAUGAGGAGGAUGAAAUGGACGCCAUGACGGAAGAGCAACGCAUGGAGGAAGGCCGACGGAUGUUUCAAAUAUUUGCGGCCCGAAUGUUCGAACAGCGCGUCUUGACAGCCUAUCGAGAAAAGGUCGCAGAACAACGUCAGCAGAAACUGAUCGAGGAACUCAUGGAGGAACAAACGCGGAACGAGCAGCGAAACGCCAAGAAAGCGCGGGAAGCUCAGAAGAGGAAGGAUAAGAAGAAGCUCCAAAAGCAGGCCAAGGAGGAAGAGAAGGCGCGAAGGGAGGCGGAGAAGGCGGCCGAGGAAGCUGCGGCCAAGGCUGAACAGGAGAAGAAGCUGGAAGAGCAGAGGAGGAAGCGCGAGGAACAAAAGAAGAAGCGAGAGGCAGAACGCAAAGCCCAAGAAGCGGAGCGUCUCCGUAAGGAGGCGGAGAAGCAAAAGCGGUUGCGCGAAGAAAGAGAGCGACAGGCUGAGAUUGAAAGAAAGCAGCGAGAGCAGAAGGAGCUGGAGAAGAAGCGACGAGAAGAAGCGCGGCAGAACGACCUGCGGGAGAAGAAGACGAAGGAUGAGCGAGAACGUCAAGUCAAGGAUGCGCAGACACGUCGGGAGGCCGCCCCCAGGACUGAGUACGAAGGUCAGGAGAAACGCGAUCCCCAAGCGAAACGAGUGUCGCAUACAGGACCGGUUCCGAUCCCAGCCAGCUUGCAACACGCCCAAGCGCUCCCCGCAUACUUGCAGUCGCCGCACUACCAAAUCGCCACUCCGAUUGUCCCCAAAGCUCCGACACCUGCCAGGCCGCGGCAACCGUCUCAGCAGGGCUCCCAUACAUCGUCUCCGCGGUCCCAGCCUGCAAGCACCGAGCCAUCACAAGUAUCCAUUUCCCCACGAUCGAUGGCGCCGUCGCAGUCGUCAGGAGCGUCCAGCGUUACGUCCAAGCAGGGCCAUGGACAACAGCCGUUGCUUCACCACCCCCAGCCCUCGACUCCCCUGUCUCCCCUUGGUGCGUUGAACCGCUCUCAUCCACCCGGAUUCUCGCCAUCGAACCCGCCUGGAUUGGGCCUGGUCUCCCGUCCGCCGAUUGGUCACGAGUUACCUUCAUACCCGCCGCAUUCGGGCCCGCUGAUGAACCAACUGCGAGGAUUUCCUGCGCCAAAUGGACUGCCCGUGCUUCCAAGCAUGAACGGAACUCGUCCUAUGCCUCCGGGACGUGCCUUUCCGCUCGAUCCAGGACAUGGCCUAGCAUUCCAUCAGCAGCCCAUAACCAAUGCGUUCGCUGCGCAGCCGAGCGGGCUGUCUCAUGCUCAUUCCAGACAGCCGUCCAGCUCGUUUGAGCGGUCGCCUCUGGAUGCGCAUGCCUUCCCGAUCUCCCGGCCCAGCCCUAUCAAGCGCCCGUCAAGCACCCAACAAGACCAGAACAACCGGUCAGCGCAGCGCGAUGUGGACGAUCUAAGUGCGCAUCUGGGCAGCAGUGCUCUUCUCGAUGACAGUGAUGUUCCGUUUACUUCGAAUCUGUCCCAGUCGCUUCCUGGCGCGACUGCUCCUGGCACCUUCCCUGGACCGACCCGAGCCAGCUUUGCAGGAACGUCCCUCUUCGCAGAUCCCCUAGCAGCCAAGCAUAGUGGUUUCCCGAUUGGCCCGAGUGUAGGAAAUACGUGGAGUACACAGAUUCCCUUCGGCACGUCUCCUUUCCCCAGCGCUCCAACAUGGGGAACAGGACCUGGAAGUGGCUGGUCCAACAACGCAUUUGCUCCCGGCGGUCACCACCGUGCGCAUGCCUCUCGGCCCGUAACGAUACGACUGCUGGUCAUCCAAGCCUGCAAGCAACUCAACAUGAUGAGCCCUUCCAAGGGAGCCAGUGGGUACCAUGAUGUGAACGUUGUCCUUCGUCAGGUAAAUCAGCUACGGCCGGCCAAUGAGCCUCCGAUCUCGUUAAAGGAAAUGCUGGACAUCUGCGACACAGAAGGCAACACGCAGAACGGAGGCGGAUCGUUCUCGAUUAGGAGCGACGAAACGGGCGAAUGUGUCAAGUUCGAACCGGACACUAACAGUGCGUCCUCAGGUCACAGAGGCAGCAUUGUUCCAGGGGAAAUCGGCAGUCCGGUUCCUAGUAGCAGUCUUCCAGCGUUCGGCGGGAUCGGCUCAUCAACAUCAUCCGUGCUCCGACAGUUUUCUUCCCCUACGGGGUUCUAGGCUUCCAGUUGCAAUGGCACGAGAAUCAUUGAUGACAUCCUCACUUUCUUCCCUUUUCUGUCAUCUGCUCCCUCUCCAUCAAUUCCCUCCUACUCUACCGAAUGAAAGCAUCCAUCGUGUCAUCAAACCCU
Aspergillus vadensis CBS 113365 is the source of this 3851-nucleotide messenger RNA. RefSeq names its product putative stress response protein Nst1. The record is from RefSeq and is a predicted model, not a curated record. Lineage: Eukaryota; Fungi; Ascomycota; Eurotiomycetes; Eurotiales; Aspergillaceae. The transcript is spliced from 6 exons. Bases 181 to 3720 code for a protein of 1179 amino acids.